UUUUAUUCCUCUUCCGUUCUUCGAGCCCUUUGUCGUGAAGAAAGACCCCUGCUUCUCUUAAGGGAUACCAAUCCGAAAGGAAUAUGGAUACUUUCUCCAACAUAAAGAACAUCCUGGUAAAAUUCUAUGAUGAAUACAACCAGACGACACCAAAGAAGCUCAAGAUAGUCGAUGCGUAUCUGUUCUACAUCAUGCUAACAGGGAUCAUUCAUUUCGUGUACUGUUGCUUUGUGGGAACUUUUCCAUUCAACUCAUUCCUGUCCGGAUUUAUUUCUUGCGUGGGAUCUUUUGUUUUAGGAGUUUGUCUACGAGUUCAGAGCAACCCAGCCAACUAUUCUGACUUCAAAGGGAUUUCCCCAGAGAGAGCAUUUGCUGAUUUUAUCUUUGCCAGUAUCAUUCUCCAUCUUGUGGUCAUGAAUUUCAUUGGUUGAGGAAGUUUUUGCAGCAAUUUUAAACAUUCUUCAUUACUGAACAGAAAAAUUAAAACCAGGAACAAGAUAGAGCUAUUGUCAACAGUUCAACUAGUAUCCAACUGUCAAUAUCUCAACAUUUUAAGACCACACUUGUAUUAAAUACACAAUUUUCAAUGA
Stylophora pistillata is the source of this 590-nucleotide messenger RNA. Its product is annotated as dolichyl-diphosphooligosaccharide--protein glycosyltransferase subunit DAD1. Lineage: Eukaryota; Metazoa; Cnidaria; Anthozoa; Scleractinia; Pocilloporidae. Gene Ontology annotation, biological process: protein N-linked glycosylation. The record is from RefSeq and is a predicted model, not a curated record. Gene Ontology annotation, cellular component: oligosaccharyltransferase complex; membrane.